AUGAACCGCUAUGCUGUCUCCAAUGCAGACUCCCAGGCGCCGGGGAUGCCCGACCCACCGCCCUUCAAAUCAUUCCUGACGAGCGCCUGGACGGGAGCCUCGUUUGCAAGGACUCCGGGAGCCCGGCCGGGCAUCACUGGUCAGACGGAUAAUGCCUCGUUGGUAAGAAUUCGGCGGGCAGCAGCCACGAUCCUUGCCGCGUUGCGGGAUGGCAUGCAUCUUCUAGUGAACAAUGCGGGCGUGAUGAGCAUUCCGGACCUCCGACUGACCGAGGAUGGCCAUGAGACACAUUUUGCCACCAACUACCUGGGGCACUUUCUCUUGUUCCAACGCUCAAACCAGCCUUACUGGCCAGCGCGAAUCCGAGUUCUGCUUCGCGGGUGGUCAUGGUGGCUUGACCCGCCACCGUGA
Messenger RNA from Aspergillus sclerotioniger CBS 115572, 411 nucleotides. RefSeq lists its product as uncharacterized. The transcript has 2 exons. The record is from RefSeq and is a predicted model, not a curated record. Lineage: Eukaryota; Fungi; Ascomycota; Eurotiomycetes; Eurotiales; Aspergillaceae. The coding region runs from base 1 to 411 and encodes 136 amino acids.